Molecule: messenger RNA, 3222 nt
Organism: Fusarium odoratissimum NRRL 54006
Lineage: Eukaryota; Fungi; Ascomycota; Sordariomycetes; Hypocreales; Nectriaceae
Exons: 7
Coding region: 10-3222 (1070 amino acids)
Molecular function (GO): pyridoxal phosphate binding; transaminase activity
Source: RefSeq, a predicted model, not a curated record
GCCAGAAACAUGACCAAAAACGCCACAGCAAGACACUGUUUGGCUCUUUCAACCUGGAGAGAUGUCACAGCUCAACGCCAAUCUGAGAAGGAGAGGAUCAUACAGGAGUGGUCAGAGCGGAUACUAGGGACUCCAAUCCCUCUCAUGCCUCACUUAACAGUCACAAACGUGGUAGAAUGGCCUUACAAGAGUGGUCAGCUGAGUGCCCGACAAAUCGAGAUAACGGAUUCUGAACCAAGCCAGCUAUUGAAGAUGUUGGCCUCUGGGGCUUGGACGGCCCAGGAGGUUCUUCUGGCAUUUAUCGCCCGGUGCAUCAUUGCCCAUCAUCUUACCAACCCACUAACCGAUCCCAUGUUUGAUCAAGGUUUCCGCCGAGCUGUAGAGCUCGAUGAUUAUCAUCGUAGAACAGGCAAGACUGUUGGGCCGUUUCAUGGGUUGCCAAUUAGUUUGAAAGAUGUUUUCAAUAUCCAAGGAAUGCCGACGACUCUUGGUUUUGUUGCCCGAGCAAAUGCACACCCUCUACACUCUGACGAGUUGGUCAAUCGACUCUCAGCGGCUGGAGCUAUAUUUUAUUGCAAGACGAAUAUUCCCCAGUCUCUUAUGUCUGGCGAAUGCCAUAAUUUUCUCUUCGGACGAACAGCGACACCGUAUAACACUACCUUGUCUGCAGGAGGGUCAAGCGGGGGCGAAGGCUCACUAAUAGCGCUUGGAGGCAGCCCUCUAGGAAUUGGAAGUGACAUUGCUGGAUCGAUUCGCACACCGGCAAACUUCAAUGGCAUAUACGGCUUAUGCCCCACGAAUGGUCGAUUCCCUCUGCAUGACGCCGAGCAGUCGAACGCUGGGUAUCUUAUCAAUGGUGUUGCAGGACCAUUGUCAAAAAGCAUUGACGGGCUGGAAGUAUAUGCAAGAACAUUACUAUCUCUGAAGCCAUGGGAGUGGGAUUCUGCAUGCGAGCGACUCCCGUGGGAUGAACAAGUCUAUCAAGAAACCCUGCUCAUUGGACUGAGCGGGAAACGACAGCUCUGUAUUGGCUUCGUUGCAAACGACGGGAUAGCCACCCCACAUCCCCCUAUUCAACGAGGAAUGAGAGAAACGAGGGCUGCUCUGGAAAAGGCUGGAGUUCAAGUAGUGGAUGUCCAGCUGUUCGACGGAACGGAAGGCAUGUGGGAAAUGAUCACACGUAUUUUCAAUGCAGAUGGAGGGAAGGCAUUCAGAGAAGAGAUUGCCAAGUCUGGAGAGCCCAUAUCCGAGGACAUUGAGCUCGCCAACCCACAGGAUGCAAUGAGUGUACGCCAACUUCUUGACCACGGGAAGAAGAUCCUGAAAAUUCGGCAAAAUAUACUUAGCAGGUGGCAGAGAACAUCAUCCUUGACAGCAACAGGGCGACCGGUAGAUAUGUUCGUCCUACCUUCAGGGUGCCACGUUGCCUCUCCACAUGGAACCAUGAAGUACUGGCUCUAUGAGGCCAUUUCCAAUAUCCUCGAUUGGACAUGUGCUACAAUUCCUGUUGGACAUGUUGACCUUCUCAAGGACCCAAAGCCCGGCAAUGGCGGGGACUUUAAGCCUCUGUCGAGUUUAGAUCGCGAUAAUUGGAAUCUAUACUCCCCUGAGCUGUAUUCGGAUGCUCCUAUUUGCCUUCAGGAUAGUCUUCCGAUGACCCUGGCUAUGGCUACAAAUGUCGUGGUGAUCACGGAUGCUGGCACUCUAGCCCCAGAGAUAAAGGACGAAAUCGGAGCAUACAGUGAUAUUGUUGGCUCAAGAUCAGAUGUCAAUGCACCAAUCGUGGCUGGUAUCUGGGACCUUUUUGACAGAAAGACACCGACCGAAUCAUUUACAGCAGAAUGGGAUGAAAUGAAAUACAUCGUAAAGGGCACUGCCGUAAUAACAGAUACUGUCACAAACCAAUCCUACGAAUUGAAACCUGGAAGCCUCCUUUGGAUUCCAAAAGGCUCACGAGCCUCGUUCACAAAGUCGAAAGGCCUUUCAACCAUUUAUGUUGAACAGAGACACGGCGAAGGGAACUUCAAAACGGGUAGCGAGGCCAAAGCAUCCUGCGACUUGCGCAGCAAACUCGCUACAUUAAUCGACAACUUCGUUGCAGAGAACCCUUCAUCUCUGGCCGCCCAUAAACGAGCCCAGGAGACUCUAGCUGGCGGAAACACGCGAUCAGUUCUUCAUGGAGACCCGUUUGCGCUUUACAUGGAGGGCGGACAGGGUCCUUACCUAUACUCUGUCGACAAGAGAGAGUAUCUGGACUUUGUAUCAGACUAUUCGGCAGCGUUCUACGGACACUCGAACCCCGCUAUCGCUGAAGCCAUCAGCAGUGCCCUGUCUACUGGCUUCAGCCUGGGUAGUGUCACCCGUAAAGAGUGUCAUCUUGGCGAGCGCAUUAAGAGAAGAUUCCCGAGCAUGGAGAGAGUUAGGUUCUGUAAUUCUGGCACCGAAGCCAACACCUGCGCAUUAGUUACAGCCACGGAAUUCACCGGCAGGACAAAGAUACUGGUGUUUGAUAAUGGAUACCACGACGGUACCCUAAAUUUUGGUUCAGGGGACAACAAAUUAAACUUUCCUCACGACUUCAUUUUUGGUACCUACAACAACAUAGAGGCCAACCAGAAGCAUAUAUCAUCAGAUCUAGCAGCUAUCAUUGUCGAACCGAUGCUUUCAGCAGGCGUUUUGAUAUUCGAUGAGGUUGUGACAUCUCGCCUACACAUCAAUGGACUUCAAGGAUUCCACAAGAUUAUGCCUGAUAUGACAACUCUUGGACAAUACAUUGGAGGGGGCCUCCCUUUUGGAGCUCUUGGGGGGCGCUCCGACAUCAUGGCUCUCUAUGAGACGAGAACUCAGAAACUGAGCCACUCUGGAACAUUCAAUAACAAUGUUUUCACUAUAUCAGCUGCCCUGGCUGCAAUUGAACUGGUCUCGGAGGACGAAAUUCAUCGCGUCAACAAACUGGGGGACACUAUUCGAAACAAGAUCUCAGAGAUCUGUGCAGCGCAUCACCUCUCUGAUCUUAGAAUUACUGGCUUCGGAAGCGCCAUAGGACUACAGUUUCUUCGUGAAGAUAGGGACCUGCUGAAGGGGCUUUUCUUCUAUUACAUGUUACAGCAUGGGAUUUGUAUCGGCCGCAGAGGUUUUCUUUUUCUGAAUAUGUGCCACACGGAGGAUCAUGUUCAGCGUUUCCUGACGGCGUUUCAGAAGUUUGUAGAGGAGUUCAAAUAA